AUGACUACCGCACUCAAGAGCAUCCGAUCCCUCGUCCCUCUUCUCGACCGCGUUCUCGUCCAGCGAAUCAAGGCCGAGUCGAGAACAGCUGCUGGAAUCUACCUCCCGGAAAGCAGCGUCAAGGAGCUGAACGAAGCCAAGGUUCUGGCUGUGGGACCCGGUGGAUUCGACAAGGAUGGAAAGAGGAUGGCAAUGAGCGUCAAGGAAGGUGACAAAGUUUUGAUCCCUCAGUAUGGCGGAAGCCCGGUGAAAGUGGGAGAGGAGGAAUACCACCUGUUCCGGGAUCAUGAGCUUCUCGCAAAGAUCAACGAAUAA
Molecule: messenger RNA, 315 nt
Organism: Fonsecaea multimorphosa CBS 102226
Lineage: Eukaryota; Fungi; Ascomycota; Eurotiomycetes; Chaetothyriales; Herpotrichiellaceae
Exons: 3
Coding region: 1-315 (104 amino acids)
Cellular component (GO): mitochondrial matrix
Molecular function (GO): ATP binding; metal ion binding; protein-folding chaperone binding
Source: RefSeq, a predicted model, not a curated record